AUGGAAGAAGUUUUGUGCUAUGAGACCAGGAACAAUUCGUGCCUGAGGACCGUCCGUCCUCUGCCCGUCCGCCUCAGCCUCUAUGCGAUUCUCGGGGUCGUGGUGAUCCUGACUGUGUGUGGAAACCUUCUAGUUACACUCUCAGUCGCAUAUUUCAAGCAGCUUCACACUCCAACCAAUUACCUGAUUGUCUCGCUCGCUAUGUCCGACCUUCUUUUAGGAUUGGUGGUUAUGUUUCCCAGCAUGGUUACAUGUGUCGAGUCUUGCUGGUAUUUCGGAGAGCUUUUCUAUCGACACUAUGCUGUCUGCCAGCCUCUACUGUACAGAAGGAAAAUAACAGUCAGCACUGUGGGGGUCAUGAUUCUGCUCAGCUGGAGUAUUUCUCUUUUCAUAGGUUUUGGAAUGAUUUUUCUGAGGUUAAAUAUUUUAGGCGUUGAGGAAUUCUAUUAUAACAACAUUGCUUGUGAAGGAGGGUGUGUUUUGUUCCAGAGUGGUCUUUCCAGCACAGUGUCCUCACUCCUCUCUUUUUAUGUUCCGGGGAUCAUAAUGCUCGGUGUUUAUUUGAGGAUCUUCGUGGUGGCACAGAGGCAAGUGUGCCGUAUACAGAAUGUCUCUUGCAAAAGCACUGCCAAAACAUCAAACACAAGUCAGACAAAAGCUACUAAAACACUUGCAGUUAUAAUGGGAGCCUUUCUUACAUUCUGGACUCCUUUCUUUGUCUGUAACAUCACUGAUCCCUUCAUCGGUUACUCAACACCACCAGGCCUCUUUGAAACAGUGGUGUGGGUGGGCUACCUGAACUCUAUGGUCAAUCCUUUAAUCUAUGCCUUCUUCUACAGUUGGUUCAGAAAGGCACUACAAUUAUUCACAUCAGGUAAGAUCUUGAAAUAUGAUAUUUCAGAGACAAUGCUUGUCUCAGAUUAA
This is a messenger RNA of Salarias fasciatus (jewelled blenny), 924 nucleotides long. RefSeq names its product trace amine-associated receptor 1-like. Bases 1 to 924 code for a protein of 307 amino acids. Gene Ontology annotation, molecular function: trace-amine receptor activity. Gene Ontology annotation, cellular component: membrane. Gene Ontology annotation, biological process: G protein-coupled receptor signaling pathway. The record is from RefSeq and is a predicted model, not a curated record. The transcript has 2 exons. Lineage: Eukaryota; Metazoa; Chordata; Actinopteri; Blenniiformes; Blenniidae.